Amaranthus tricolor (Joseph's coat) is the source of this 1567-nucleotide messenger RNA. RefSeq names its product probable arabinose 5-phosphate isomerase. The coding region runs from base 242 to 1264 and encodes 340 amino acids. Gene Ontology annotation, biological process: carbohydrate derivative metabolic process; carbohydrate metabolic process. NCBI's taxonomy places the organism in Eukaryota, Viridiplantae, Streptophyta, Magnoliopsida, Caryophyllales, Amaranthaceae. The record is from RefSeq and is a predicted model, not a curated record. The transcript has 3 exons. Gene Ontology annotation, molecular function: isomerase activity; carbohydrate derivative binding.
CUAAUUCAAUUAUUCAUCCAUUUCCUUAACCUCAUCCACAAUGAGAUCUAUAAUCUAGCAGUACCUUACACUAUUCACUUUAAACCACCGACAACUAUCGAUUUAGCUGGCAAAAUACAACUGUUUUAUGUAUGAAUAACAUCAAAUAUAAAUAUACAUAGCGGGAAAAUCCCAAAUCUGUUCUUUCCUCAUAUAAUUACCAUCAGCUAGAUCUCCUCCAAAAUUUCCCAGAAAUUCAUUAAUGGGUUCUCUUCCCCAAUCAUUUAACCUAAUUUCUCUUGAUGAACAUCAAAAAUUAAACGAAAUUAACCUCUUUAACCUCUUCAAAACCCAACAAACUUACCUAAAUUACUUCUUCCAACACUUAGACAUUUCACAAACCUUGAAAUUCACCCAAAUUCUCCUCAAUUCUAAUGGCACAAUUUUCUUCACUGGGGUCGGUAAAUCUGGGUUUGUAGCUCAGAAAAUAUCGCAAACAUUGGUUUCUCUUGGAAUCCGAGCUGGGUUUCUCUCCCCUGUUGAUGCCCUUCAUGGGGAUAUAGGCAUUCUUUCUAAAAACGAUGUUGUUGUGUUCUUCAGUAAGUCAGGGAAUAGUGAGGAAUUGAUCAGAUUAGCACCUUGUGCUAAAGCUAAAGGGGCGUAUUUGGUUGGGAUUACAUCUAGUGAGAUUAAUAAUUUGAUGGGUUUUUGUGAUCUUAAUGUGCAUUUGCCUCUAGAGAGAGAAUUGUGUCCUUUUGAUCUUGCGCCGGUCACAUCCACUGCUAUUCAGAUGGUUUUUGGGGAUACGGUUGCCAUCGCUUUGAUGAGUGCUAGGAAUUUAAGCAGACAAGAGUACGCUUCUAACCAUCCUGCUGGUAAAAUUGGGAAGAGCCUAAUUUUUAAGGUGAAGGAUGUGAUGAAGAAACAACACGAACUUCCUGUCUGUAAAGAAGGGGACCUUAUAAUGGAUCAGCUGGUCGAGCUUACUAGCGGGGGAUGUGGAUGUCUUCUUGUUAUCAACGAUAAUUACCAUCUAAUUGGCACCUUCACUGAUGGAGACUUGAGGCGUACACUUAAGGCCAGCGGAGAAGGAAUCUUCAAGCUUACAGUUGGAGAGAUGUGCAACAGACAUCCUAGAACAAUCGGACCAGAAGCAAUGGCGGUAGAGGCAAUGCAAAAGAUGGAGUCUCCACCCUCCCCGGUGCAGUUUCUACCUGUUAUCAAUGACCAAGACAUACUAAUCGGGAUUGUUACCUUGCAUGGUUUGGUCUCAGCGGGUUUGUAAUGUUUCCAACAAGAACAUUUGCACUUUUGUCGAAUCGAGUCAUGUGGUAGUUCGUCUUAGAUAAUAUUCUUUGUUGUAUUUUUGUACGGUGUCCGUAUACGACUUAUUGUUUACUAGGCCUCUUCAUUCAUGUAAAGUGAUUUAUUGCAUAAUAGAAGUAUUCUAUCAAGUUUAUUUUGCACCAAAUGGUAUCCUUCAGUUCAUGGCUACCUGAUUUUAUAUUCUGCAUUCAUAAUUCAUAAGUUCUGUACACAUUAUAUUUUUAUUGUUUUGUAUGCCAUAUUUAUAGAGUAUUUAUAAUUU